AUGAGCGCCGAAACGCGCCAAGCCACUGGCGCGGGCGGCAAAUCGAAACGACGAGCGACUGACCCCGACGAAGAUGGGAAGGCGAUGGGCGAACCGAAGCGUCAGCGAGUCUCCCGGGCCUGUGACAGCUGCCGCUCGAAAAAGGACAAGUGCGACGGAAUACAGCCAAUAUGCUCGACUUGUGCAUCGCUCUGUCGUCCUUGUACAUACAAAGCCAAUCCGAAGAAAAGAGGCUUGCCCACAGGGUACAUUCGAUCCCUCGAAUUACUCUGGGGGCUGGUGUUCCAACGGAUACAAGGCAGUGAGGAUGUGAUGCGGGCUUUAAUGCGAUCAAUCAACCUUCCGAGUCACUUGGCCACUAUGGGCAAGGAAGCAGAGGGCUCCGACACGUUACUGUCUUCCUUCAAAAACAGCACCGUUCUCCGAGACAUUGAGCGAAUACUGGUCGUCCUUGAGCAACCCGAAGAGGAAAGGGAGCGAAACCUCCAAGCCUACAGCGAGGGGGAAACACCUUUAGAUGUCGAUGGAAUUCUUGCCUCUGCUGAAGCUCAAGAAUGGCAGAUGCCAGAAGGAAUGGAAGCACGCGAGACUCCAUUACCAGGUGUAUCACCCUCUCGGACAGCAAUUGGCAUGCCAUCGAUGAAGAACAUCGGCGCCCGUCCCAUGCGCGACUCUUCUGUUCAAACAAUCUCGACGGAAGAUUUAUCACCGCCCUACGCUCUCUCUUCUGCCCUCGAAGACUCUCGAUCGCUGAUGAAAACACCACUUCGACUUCCUUACAACGCAUGGCCCCUUUUCGACAUCUACUUUUCUUACACGCAAUGUUGGUUUCCCAUAUUAGAAAAACACGAUAUUUUACGAACUGCCUUUCAAUAUACCGAAGGUGAUGUAUACGUGUCACGUCUCGCCCCGGGAUCUGGCGAGCAUGCAGCCUUGUGGGCUGUUCUCACCCUCGCAUCGCUGCAGGAUGCCUCGAUCGCAGCGACCCGACAAGCCGACGAACAAACCAACUCCCACAUGAGCCCUUCAAAAAUGUACAACAUUGCUCGACAACUCAUCCCAUCUGAAAGUGGUCCGCAUGAGAUCGGUCAUGUUCAAGCCUUGUUAAUCCUGGGUCUGGUCAAAUUUGGCCAACAGGAAUGGACUGGGUCAUGGAUGCUUGUCGGUCAAGCCGUGCGAAUCUCCCACGCACUAGGUCUUGAUCAGCCUUGCUAUUCAUCAUCUUCAAGGGCACCUGGCCAAGACAAGCAGCUUGGCCGAGCUAAACACGUCUUCCUGGGCUGCUUUGUUCUUGAGACUCUUAUUGCUGAACAAACUUCACAAUGUCCUUCAUUGAGGAGGGCAGACUUGGCAAGGGUAGGAUCCAUCAACGAGGAUGGACUCGAGGAAUGGCAUCCAUGGGAAGAUCAGACUGGGUUACGGCCUCCCCAGGCCUCUCGUGCUUCAAUGCAGCGCGGACCGCUUCAUGCACUCAGCACUUUCAAUCGUCUUGUCGGUUUGGUGUCCAUUCUUAAUGAUCUUUGCUGUUGCAAAAAUGACCCGACUAUUUCUCGGUCGCAGCUUGAAACACUGGAACUGCACUUGCAUCGUUGGACAACGUCUGUUCCUAAAAGCUAUCGCGUGGACUUACAGAGCCGUCCUAUCAAACUGGCAUCUCCACAUAUCUUCAGUCUGGAAAUAACUUAUGAAAGUGUUGUCAUCGCGUUAAGCUCUCAAAUAGCCAUUCGGGAAGCUGAUCAGAACAUCGCGGAACCACCACACAAAGCUCGCGCGGCAGAGAGUGUGAACCGGCUACUCCAGCUGCUUCAGCUUUACAUGGAUACCUACAGUUUCGCGGCCACUGCGCCAACCUUUGGCAUGAUGCUUCGAUUCGGUCUUCCGCGCUCUCUGUCUAGAGAGGUUCCUUCUGAUCUGGAUAUGGGUUUGCGGAACAAGAUUCAUACUUUCUCCUCUCAUCUUUCUGUAUUAUGGAACAUAUCUGACCGACAAGCGGCAAAUCAGCCUAUGCCACACAGACCACAGGUCAGCGGUGCAUCUCCUGCUGUUUCGCAACAAAUGGAAAUUUCUGUAAAUGGGGAUAUCACUAUGCCUUCUUCCAUCUCAGUGGGCACUCCUUCACAUCACAUGCCUCCUGCAGACGGACCUCCCCUUCCAUCCAACGCACAUCCUACAUCUGCUCCUAGCGACUCAUUCAUCUCCACGCCUUGGCUACGGGCUACACAGCAUAUUGAAGAUGUAUCACUUCUUCCUACAUCUACAUCUUCAUUAGCGACUGUCGGUGGUGGUCCAGAUGUACCUCCGCAACAGGGACAUAUGGACGGAGCGCUCGCCAGCGGACUUCGCCAUCAUACCUCGGCUCCUCCCAAGCCUCAGAAUGGCACAGCCAUGCUUCCUGAUCUUUCUCCUCCAUACCCUACACAAUACCACCCAGCAGCAUAUCAGGAUCCAUCAAUGGGUCUGGGUCCUUUCGUCGACAUGGAUGGAUACGGCCCGCCACGCAGGCGAAUUGCCCCCGAUCUCGAUGCAUUAUUUGACGAGUUAGCAUCCUUGGAUGGUGCCGAGAAAGCUGAUAAUCAGCCGGAGUUCAUGCAGAACCUAGGCUUCGUCUCAGAUGCCGGGAUCCCAGAGCUUUACUCCUUCUCGGGUCAGAUUGAGCCGUUCCUGCUUGCGCAGACGCAGCAAAUACCAGGCAAUGGAACCCCACCGGGUGUACGGCGAGAGUCGCAGUCGUUGGGCAUGUCCGGAACGCCCAAACGAUGA
Penicillium nucicola is the source of this 2760-nucleotide messenger RNA. RefSeq names its product putative C6 transcription factor QutA. Gene Ontology annotation, molecular function: zinc ion binding; DNA binding; DNA-binding transcription factor activity, RNA polymerase II-specific. Bases 1 to 2760 code for a protein of 919 amino acids. Lineage: Eukaryota; Fungi; Ascomycota; Eurotiomycetes; Eurotiales; Aspergillaceae. Gene Ontology annotation, biological process: positive regulation of transcription by RNA polymerase II; DNA-templated transcription. The record is from RefSeq and is a predicted model, not a curated record. The transcript is spliced from 2 exons.